UUUUAAUAGUAUUUAAAUAGAGUAUUGAUCUCGACUGCGAUAUGAAAACAAGCAAAGAAGUACCUUUACUAUUAACUAGAUCCCCUAGCAUAAUGAUGACGUCACCACUCGAGGAACAAAGAUGAAGAAAUGUUGACCCAAAAAAGAUUCCAACGAGAUCUGACAUUGUUCAGAUCUAUCGUUAUCGGCCUCCUGUCCGUGGCCUUGACCUACGGGCCGUUCUCCUCGCUCGGAGUCGGACGAGCAGCUCCAUCACAACUACCUCAACCUGUGCCUCUAGUAGCCCUCUCCGGUUGUGAGAACGACC
Molecule: messenger RNA, 307 nt
Organism: Amoebophrya sp. A25
Lineage: Eukaryota; Dinophyceae; Syndiniales; Amoebophryaceae
Source: the annotation of a GenBank genome assembly